Molecule: messenger RNA, 248 nt
Organism: Neurospora tetraspora
Lineage: Eukaryota; Fungi; Ascomycota; Sordariomycetes; Sordariales; Sordariaceae
Exons: 1
Coding region: 5-160 (51 amino acids)
Molecular function (GO): protein binding
Source: RefSeq, a predicted model, not a curated record
GAGCAUGGCCAACCUUGCUUUCACGUGGAAUAGUCAAGGUCGACAUGAAGAUGCCCUAGCGUUGAUGCAAGACUGUGUUGAGGCUCGGCAGCGAGUCCUUGGGCCUGAGCAUCCUGACACGCUGUCGUCCUUGGCUACUGUGUCGAAAUGGAGUAGCUAGGCUCAUCUUAAUUCUUCUUACUAUAUAGUGCAAUCUAAAGGCCUCUAUUCAGUUACAUAUAAAACUACCGUAAAAGUAUCUACUGGGG